UAUUACAUCAGCAAUGCCUCCGAGUACAGUUGCACAGAGGAAAAGAGAGUUAUUCAAACUGCUGAAAGAUAAAGAAAUCCGAAGGAUUGUUCUUUUCGGGGAAUCUGGAGUUGGAAAAACAUGGACAGCCAGAGAGAUGAGUCUUCUCGCAAAAAAUAAGGGAGUAAUUGACAUUGCUCUCUGGGUAUUUCUCAACAGACAACAUGACAGGGCCUCUCUUUGUGACAGUAUGGCUCAUCAGUUAUCCCUACUUUCCACCACCGGGGAGUCAGAAGUUGAAGAUAAAAAUGAGGAAUCAGAUAACCCUGGAGACUUGCAACAUCAAAUAGCUGCAACAGUUGCAAGAAAGAAGCUGCUUCUAGUUUUGGAUGACGAGGGAAAUAAAAUGAACGAACAAGAGAUAAUGUCUGAAUUGGAAACACUGUUGAAUGUCAACCUACAAAAUCACAAAGUUCUAAUCACUAAACGAAUCAAUUCUGAGGAGAUCAUUGGGUCAAAGAUUGAGGUAAAGCCCUUGUCAAAGGACGAGUCAUUGUCCUUAUUGCAAAAACAAGUUAGGACUGGAGUUUAUGAGGUUCCAGGCAUUAAAGCUUUAGCCGAAGCUUUAUUCGAAAAGACUGAAAAUUUGACUAAAAAUUUUCCUGCUGCAAUUGUCUUGAUGGCAAAAGCAUUCAAUUAUUUUGCUCAACAAGAUAAUGGGUUGCAGAAGCUGAGAUGUUCUCUGGAGGAAGCAUCUGUCAAUGACAUCUACAACAUCACACAUUUACUGCGCACCACUUCUUUUGUGUUUGUCGGCGCAUUCAUUAUGAUGAAUUGA
Camellia sinensis is the source of this 817-nucleotide messenger RNA. Lineage: Eukaryota; Viridiplantae; Streptophyta; Magnoliopsida; Ericales; Theaceae. The record is from RefSeq and is a predicted model, not a curated record.